Messenger RNA from Formica exsecta, 2325 nucleotides. RefSeq names its product SPARC (gene SPARC). Bases 267 to 1175 code for a protein of 302 amino acids. Gene Ontology annotation, biological process: anatomical structure development. NCBI's taxonomy places the organism in Eukaryota, Metazoa, Arthropoda, Insecta, Hymenoptera, Formicidae. The transcript has 6 exons. Gene Ontology annotation, molecular function: collagen binding; extracellular matrix binding; calcium ion binding. The record is from RefSeq and is a predicted model, not a curated record.
AAAGCGUACUCGAGACUCGUCCCAGUCCGGAUGUAUCUGUGAAACGAUUCUUGGUUUUCAAAUAUAUAUCUAGGUUAUCGCUUCGUUGCUCCUAUUAAGGUCCCGCGAGAUUUAUCGUUGGUCUCGCGUUGACCCGUUGAUCGGUGCGUGCGUGCGUGCGUGCGUGUUCGCGUUACGCAGUCGACUUAAGUAGAUUUUUUUCCGAACAAAUGUUUCGCGACUCUCGUCUUUCUGCCAACGUCAAUUGAGAACGUCGCGAAAUCGCAAUGCGGACGAAGCUGCAGCUAUUGUUGGUCGCGUUGCUCCUGGCGGUCCUGAUAGUGGACGUGUCCGCCCAACAGCACAAACGGAAAUAUCGACGUCGUACGACCACAACAGAAGUACCUAUGCAAGAUGAGAUCAUGAACAUGUUGGAGGCUGAUGAAACAGCCGAGGAGGCGGAGGACGCUGAGGUCACUCUCGAAAAUGGCAGAAACGAGGCUGGAUCGAAGCAGCAGCUCCAGGCAGACCCGUGCCUGGACAAACACUGCGGCGCUGGUCGCGUUUGCAAGAUUACGGAGGAGGGCACGGCCGAAUGCAUUUGCGUGGAGCUUUGCAACCAGGAGGUCGAUCCGCGUCGCAAGGUCUGCACCAACUAUAAUGAGACCUUUGGUAGCGACUGUGAGGUCUAUCAAGCGCGUUGCUUUUGCAAUACCGGUGACGCCAGGUGUAGAGGCCCCGAUUAUCAACAUAUUCACAUCGAGUACUAUGGCGAGUGCCGACAGAUGCCCAUGUGCAAGGAGGAGGACAUGGCUGACUUUCCCAGACGAAUGCGCGACUGGUUAUUCAAUAUCAUGCGCGAUUUGGCAGAUCGUCAAGAAUUGCCAUCGCAUUAUCUGAAGAUGCAACGCGAGGCCGAAACCAAUCAUACGUUGCGUUGGGCGAACGCGGCUAUUUGGAAAUGGUGCGACUUGGACGGGCAUCCGCACGACCGGGCAGUGUCAAGGCACGAGCUCUUCCCUAUCAGGGCGCCCUUAAUGGCCCUCGAACACUGUAUCGCGCCCUUCCUCGACUCUUGUGACAUCGACAAUGAUCAUAAGAUUACGCUGAUCGAGUGGGGCAAAUGUCUAGAGCUCGACGAGGACGACAUAGAUGACAAGUGCGAUGAAUUAGCAGAGGCGAAUCACGAGCAUUAGAGACACAUCGAAUCCUCCUCGGAGAAGGAUGAGAGAGGAGCGCGAGCGACAGAAUAGAUCGGGAUAUACGAACACAAUAGCAGGACAGGCAAACGGUCAAGGAAGGGCGGGAGGGGCGCGAAGGGCGCAGGUGACGCGCAGAGAAGGGCAGGGCACGGCAGGGGAGAGAAUGUGUAGAUAAAAAUGGCGGGAAAAAUCGUCGCAAACGCGCGUGCGUAGACACGGUAGUACGCAGGCCCUGCACGCACCGACGAGUCGAUACUGCGCGACGAGGCCAUAUCAUUGCGAUGCUGAUAUGCCGUGCCUUGGUCUCCUCGUUACGUGCCAAGCAACCGACAAUCGAACUGCUUCAAAUUAGCUCCUCAAUAAUACAGGCCUCGUCGUAGUCCUGCGCACGGCGACGCAAUUCGCGAUUACGGUCGAUUACGCGGAUAGGGAGAAUUUAAAUUUCAAUAUGCAAUCGAACGUUGAUGCAUCUCGAUACUUACAGUCGCAUAAUUCAAUUAAUUCGAAUUCAAGUCAAAAGAACGAUAUGAUUCGAGGCGUACAUGCAAACAAAUAUUUGCUCUUUCGAGAAAUACAGAAGAAUGCAAAGGAUUCGAUUUUUAGAAACGAUUCAGAGAAUUUGAGUUCGGAUAAAGAGAAGAUAUAUCUCGAUUAUAAGCGUAUAAAUAGAACGUACAAUAAGUAAAUUGUACUAAACAUAAAUUUAUCAUUUUGUUAUUUAAAAGAGAAAAUCGAGAAAUAUCCAUGUGAUUAUAAAGCUAAAAAUAAAUGUGUAAGUGAAGUAUCGACUUUAUUCGACAAACUCGUCGAUGAAAAAUAUUUGAAUAAUGCGGAUCUUUUACAUAUUUACUCGCCAUUUUGUGAUCACCCCGCCAUAUGUCGUUAUAAUCGUCCGUUUCGCCGUCCAACAAUGAUCCAGACUUGUGAUCGUAGAAAUUAAUUCUCCUUUCGAGAAAGAAUGCAUACUUUUCUGAAAUAUAUUAUUAAGACACGUUAUACACACACGUUCAAUAUAAAAAUUCGCAUUCGCGCUCCUUGUAGUAUAAUUUUCAUGUUAUCCCGUAGCAAUAUAUUAUUUUCUAUAUACGACUUUUUUGUAUAAAAUCACUGCCUUUUCCGAUAAUAAAGAGAAAUAAUACCGUUA